This is a messenger RNA of Puntigrus tetrazona (Sumatra barb), 2181 nucleotides long. RefSeq names its product pyroglutamylated RF-amide peptide receptor. Gene Ontology annotation, biological process: G protein-coupled receptor signaling pathway. NCBI's taxonomy places the organism in Eukaryota, Metazoa, Chordata, Actinopteri, Cypriniformes, Cyprinidae. The record is from RefSeq and is a predicted model, not a curated record. Bases 14 to 1378 code for a protein of 454 amino acids. Gene Ontology annotation, cellular component: membrane. Gene Ontology annotation, molecular function: G protein-coupled receptor activity. The transcript has 7 exons.
UUAGACGAUCAGUAUGAACCUGACCGCCCAUCUUCUGGACCUCAUGCUGAAGGCUUCCAACCUCUCUCGCUGGCAGUUCAUCCAGGAAUUCUCCAUUCCUCCUCUGGUGGCUGUGCCCAGACUCCCUAGCUCCCUGCUUCCAGUUUUUGGUGUGCUCUAUGUGCUCAUCUUUGGGCUCGCGGUGGUGGGAAACGGGGCAGUGCUGGUUCUCUUAUGUCGCAGGAAGGCUCUGCAGUCUCCAAGCACCUUCUUCAUUUGCUCUCUGGCACUUAGCGACCUCCUGAUAUCCAUAGUUUGUGUUCCUGCCACACUGCUGCAGCACUUCUUCACCAACUGGUUGGCAGGUGAUUUCCUGUGCAAGUUAAUACCGUUCUUACAAGUGACAGGCAUCGCAACCAGCAUGCUCACCAUGACUUGUAUUGCUGUAGAGCGUUUCAAGGGAAUCCUUUAUCCUCUUCAUGUCCGCAACAGCUACUUUCUUUGUCAUGCCUUCAAGAUGCUGGUGGCUGUAUGGUUGGUUGCCCUGGCAAUCGCUGCUCCCAUGUGGUUUGUUCAAAAGGUGGAGGUGAAAUAUGACUUUCUGUUUGACAUCCACCACACCUGUUGUUUGGAAGUAUGGCCGAGCCAGCAGCGGAGGAGAGCGUACACUAGCUGUCUGUCCUUCAUGGUGUUUCUGGCCCCCUUGACGACCAUGGCCAUCCUGUACUGGAAGAUUAUGCGGGAGCUCUGGGGCAAGCACAAAGUUCACAACGUCAUGUUUCAAACACUCCCGGGAUCUGAAAUCAACAAGAUUACCAGGAGGAAGAAACGUGCAGUGAGAAUGAUGGCCACCGUCGUGCUGCUCUUUGCCGCCUGCUGGGCGCCUUUCCAUCUGGUCUCCCUCCUGCUUGACUACGGUCAGCUGGACCUUGAUCUUGACUCCGAGUUUCUCCUAGUCAGCGUGGUUCAGAUCCUGGGAUUCAGCAACUCUGUGUGUAACCCGCUGGUUUAUGCUGCCCUUAACACCACCUUUAAAAGAGACCUGCUGGCUCUGCUCACUCGAGGAUGCUCUGGUACAGUAGGUUGCUGCUGUAGAUCGUGCUCCUGCUGGUCCUGGAGGAGUCACAAACAAGUGGGCAUCUCAGUGGUGGACUCAGUGGAACCAAGACGGGGCCUGGACACAACAUGCAAACAGGGAAGGAUCAGGUUGUGGAGCAAACCAGCAUGGGAGGCUGAACCAGAAAGGCCUACAUCUAACAUGUUCCCCCCCAUGAACCUUCUCAGCGCCAUCAGACCCAAAAAAACCUCCAGUACCAUGAUGCUAAGUGUUAUCGACCCUCCACACACAGACAGCACCUCUGGGUCUGACCGGCUUCCCGCAGGCAUACUGGGACAGUGAAUGUCAACAGAAUGAAAUUGGAGCGAUUGCUUAAACUCAUUGACUUAACGAUUUAGAAGACCCGAAUCCUUCAGGAGCUUAGAACAAUCUCAAAUAUAGCCACGUUUUUACCUUUCGCUAAUGACGUGGAUUCAACAAACUGCAGGCAGCGGUUUUCAGAGCUUUGAAGGAUGUUUCUUGAGCUCAGCUGAUAUCUCCACGAUAAGGAUCACCACUGAAAGAAACUGAGACGGUUUCAGUUUUGUUGUGGUUUCAUGCUUCUGAAAACCGCAUAUGAGCAAGACCCGUUACAGUACAUCGUUAGUUUUAGUUCAGCUCUGAGAAAGACCAAAGACCAUGUGUGCACUCUUCCAAAACUGUGGAGCGCGUGCAGCCUCUUGCCUCAGGGAAUAUGGACUCUGUCUCCAUGAAUGGGCCCAAAGUCAGAAGAAGCCUGCAGAGAGGUUUGGAGAUGCCCAGCUGAGUACGAACGACACGCUCUCCAUAAAGCCUGACAACUCGGGUUUAAAUAAUGACAACUGUAGAGUUUGCUGCAGGCAAGAUUUCACUAUUCAGACAACCUGGAGAUAGAGAUUAUGUAGAUUGGUAACAACACGCAUUUGGCACCUUGAUACCUUACCAUAUCGUACUACCAGCAUCGUUACAAUAAUCAUAUUUUGAGAAACCAUCUGUAUAUUUUUAUAUUGAAAUGCACAUAAACAUAACUCUUAAGUAGCCUUGAUGGUUUCACCAUAGUAUAUAUUUGUUGACUUAAUAUAAAAAAAAAAAAGGUUUCAUAUUAAAAGUCUUAAUAUAUCACUGCA